Aspergillus saccharolyticus JOP 1030-1 is the source of this 1686-nucleotide messenger RNA. RefSeq lists its product as uncharacterized. Lineage: Eukaryota; Fungi; Ascomycota; Eurotiomycetes; Eurotiales; Aspergillaceae. The record is from RefSeq and is a predicted model, not a curated record. Bases 382 to 1659 code for a protein of 425 amino acids. The transcript is spliced from 4 exons.
UUUACAGCCCGUUCAUCUUCGCGGUUUCUGGCCAAGUACAAAUUCAUCACUUCCAAGAGAUACACCAACAUUCCAUCUUGUUCACCACAUUCCAAAACCAAUGUUCUGGCGCGUCCUUGCCGGGAAAGUCGAUCCCAUCAAGGGAGGAAUUUUGUCUUGUCUACACGAAUGAGACAUACCAUAUAACGCCUUCCAGCCCCUUGAAAGGAGCCUGGCAGAGGGAACUCAGCACGACAGCCGACACGCCUCCACCCACUCCAUUCAAUCGUUCAGCUGGCGAUUCAUGCGAAUCUGACCUUAUACACUCUUUGUCUUCGUGGAUAUCGACUUACCACUACCAACGAAAAAACGAAAAAAACGAGAAAAAAAAUAGAAAUAAAGAUGAAACUCCUGCCCACGCUGUUCUUGCUCACUCCCCUCGCCUUGUCCAUUCCCUUUGCACCGGUCCCGGCGCAGCCUCAUGAUGAUAGCCCGGAUGGAGUCGCCCAGCGCCCUCAAGGUGACGACCCAGGCGCAGCCCUGAAGAACUAUAUGCUGGAGAACUUCCCUACCAAAGCCAGCAGCUCCAAGUCCCGCGGCCAUACCGCGUCCACAACCACAGAGGCAGACCCAGCCAUCGCCACGGUGACUGCUACCGUGACAGUCGCCGCCACGACAGCCGCAGACCACGAUCCCACCCCCAAGACCACCAGUGUGUCCAAACCUACGGCGACGACCACGGUGACGGUCACUGCGACGGCGACCGCAGCUGCCGCAGACCACAAAUCCACCUCCACCUCCACCUCCACCAGCGUGUCUAAACCUACAGCAACAACCACGGUGACAGUGACAGCGACAGCAACCGCAACAGCAGCCGCCGCAACCUCAGACCCUAACCCAGACCCCGAACCCGAAGUCGAACCCGAAGUCGAACCCGAACCCAAGCCUACAACCACACCCAAACCCACCACCACCACAACCACAGUAACAAUCACAGUGCCAGCAACAGCAACAGCCGCAAACAACCCCACUCCUACCUCGGAUCCCCAAUCCAAACCCAGCAAAACCCGCAGCACCGGCGACAACGACGUCGACACGGACACGGACACGGACACCGACCCGGCAGACGACAGCGGCCUCAGCAACGCCCUCGGCCUCGUUCCCAACCCCAACGCCAACCAGAACCCAGAUAACAGUCAGACGUGCCCGACCAACCGACCCUCGAAGCAAUGCUGUCAGAGUAUCGAGAACGUUGCCGAUCAGGUGUUGCAGCCGUUGGGGCAGUUGGUACCGUAUCUUUCUGGGGUGGAUGUGUCGAGUUUGCUUGCAUUGGAGUGUGAGGGAAUGGCCGACUCUGAUCCCAACGCUGGUUGUUUCAGUUCCGUGAUGUGUUGUGAGGGGACGCCGGGGAAAACCGGUAAGCAGCAAACGCUGAAGACGGCGUGCGCGAACUGGGACCAGGCGCAGCAGGAUAAGGCGGAGGACGCGGCUGCGCAGCGCCUGGCCUCGGCGUCGGCCACGCCCGUUGCGUCGGCGGCGCCGGUGGCUACGCCGGCGAAGAGGCAGUUGCCUGCGCUGCCGUUGCCGGGGCUGGAGGAGUUGGGGAAGUUGUUGAGUGGAGAUGGGGUGGUAGGACAUCAGGGGAGUGUGCUGGGGCUGGGAGGGGCCCCUGCGGAGUAGAUCCAUCCACACUCCAGUGGAGUCGGG